Messenger RNA from Venturia canescens, 3390 nucleotides. RefSeq lists its product as uncharacterized. Gene Ontology annotation, cellular component: plasma membrane. NCBI's taxonomy places the organism in Eukaryota, Metazoa, Arthropoda, Insecta, Hymenoptera, Ichneumonidae. The record is from RefSeq and is a predicted model, not a curated record. The coding region runs from base 616 to 1524 and encodes 302 amino acids. The transcript has 6 exons.
AGCCCUGCGCCGCGCCUCGUUUUUCUCAUCGCCACGCUGGCACUCACACUCGCAGGAUAGAUUCUCUUGCCUUGGACCGUCACCGAGUGUCUCUCGGUGCAUCUUUCCGCAAGUAGUGAAAUCCGUGCGUGCCCAGACAACCUUAAUCAUUUCUCAAUCCACUUUCUUUUGUGUAUCGUUCAUAAAUUGAUAAAAUUUCAUUUGUCAAAUAUUUCUAUCAGCUUUCUUGAAUAAUUUCAGUUUGAUAAAUUGAGGCUACAAAAAAGUAUUUCCGAGACAAAAUUGAAGUUACAUUUUCCGGAAGUUCAAUUGCGUAAUCGACCAGAAAUCGAUUUGUUUGAAAAUUUCAUUUUAUCGUGAAGAAUUUGAAUCAAUUCGUGGCUCGAGGGUUCACGAAUUUCUUGCUUCAAUCGAUUGGUGAAAUUUCGUUAAAGACACGAUUCAACGACCGAUUAUAACACGAUUUUAAUGAAUUAUUUGUUUGUGUUCACCUCCCCGGUAUUCUACGCUCGUGAAAAUAAUCAAAAAGAAAAACAAAGUUGAAUCUGAAAAAAAAUCGUCAAGUGCCAGAUUUCGAAGGAUUGGCGGUACGAAGUUUUGAAUAAGAAUAGAAAUAUGACGCGGGCAAUGAGUCACCUAACGCGGGUGUUUAGUGGACGAACGAGGCGACGAGGGGGUGGCUCAAGUGGCGGCAGAACCAUCAACGGUGGUUUAAGAGUAUUGUCCACUUUUCAAAGAUGCACAAGUUCGAAAUUGGUCGUACUGCACGUCGCUCUCGUACUCUCAGUCGCAGCCACGGCCUUAUUGUGCGGUGCAAUAAUGUCAGACCACUGGGAAGAGGUUGGCUGGGAUCGUGACGCUCUAAAUAAGGCCAACAUCAGUCCUACGUGGUACUUGGACGGUCAAGUCGUCAUGCUCGAUCCUCCGAACGAUCGACGGAGGGGAUACUCACAUCGAAAACCCAUUUUCCUUGUGCCAAUGCACGGUGGGAUUUGGACCAUGUGCGUGUCUCUGACAGACGAGGAAAUCCGUCUUCUUGGACAAGUUGGCUUUCCUCAGGAGCGAUGCAUCAAUUAUUUGACGCCUGACGAAGCACACGAGGAAAUUCGGACCGCGUGGCAGAGCCGCAUGCAAAAUCUGAGCAUCUCGUGCUCGCUGGUCUGCUUAAUUAUUCUGGGGAGUGCGGUGCUCGUAGGGUUUUUUGGCCUCUGCAGACACCAAAUCUCGGCUGUUCUCGUGACCGGUGUUAUGUAUCUAUUAGCAGCAACUUUUGCACUGUUUACUUUGACGAUAAUCUACUUCAAACGGGCCCAAGAUCGGGGCGCUCGAAUAAUCGACGGCCCGGAGGACGGGGUGAUCGGCGGACCAGCGCCGAAAAGUGUUUUGAACGCUCGUCGAUUUACGACCGCGUGGAGUAUGGAUUUCGGUUGGGGCGGAGUAACGCUUUGCGCCUUGGCUUCGGUCGCGUGGAUUUUGCUGAGCAAAAUCAUGAGAUUUAGUCCGAUAUCGACGAUGCUGGCGUAGCAGUGGGACGCCUUCGAGGUGUAGAUACAUAAGAAAAUAAACGUUUAUUCGGCACAAACAGAGAAAACGUGCGAAUUGCAAGGCAGCACUUUUUCUUUAUUUUUCUCUCGUUUAAAUACGACGAAAAAUACACUAUUUGCCGGUUCAACGUAAUUUCACGUAUAUAUCUCGAAGGCGAAGCACACAACGAAUCUAUGUAUAUAAAAAAUAAUGUGCAAUUUAUAGAAUUUUUUUCGAGCGAAAAAACGAAAAAUUCAUUCCACCCUCGAUCCUGGGGGAAAACCGUUUUUUCUCUAAAAAUUUACGAAAAAGCUGAUUCGCUCGGUAAAAUAAACAGAGAAAAUCACUUCGUCGUAAAAAUGUAUUGUUGAUAAUGAGUCUUUCAAAAAAUCGAGUUUAGCCGCGACGAGAAUUGCGAAAGUUCGUUCGCCAGAAUCGAAUUUUUUGUUUUUUUACUCUCUUACGCAUUGCGCGGGAAAUAUCUCGGUAAUCCGAUGAAAAUCCGGGCGAACGUGGCUCUGCAAUUAAGCGGAAUUAAUUGGCGGUUCGAAUUGCGUUUGAAGCUUUUUAUUUAUACUGUGGAAUGAACCUAUUCGGACUCGGCUCUAAUUGCAGUCGUCACGGCAAAAAUAUAUGUACUUGCUUGAAUAAUACUUCGUCCAAUUUGUACGUGGAUUCAUAAAUUCGAGCGAGAUUUAUGAAUGAACUUCAGUCCCACUUAUAAAUUGCAUUAAAUAUUCUCCGAGUCUUUCUUCCGUAUAUAGAAAAGGAAUUAAAGUAGCGAAAACGUAGGCGAAUAAGAGCGAGUAUUUAUUCGUUUCGAAAUUCAUUCGAAGCGAGAAUUUUAUUGAUUUAGAAGGAAUGAAAUAAAAAUCGAGCGAUCUGUUGGUCCGAAAUUGGUCGUAAAUUAUCGUUCCACUGUGCAAAUGUUAUGAGGAGAAACAAUUUUUAUUUCCGACCGAAACGAAAGGAUUUAGAAUCGAAUAAGUAAAUGUUAGUAUUAGAAUUACGAAUACGAACAAAUAUGACGUAAAAACUGUGCAACGAGUGCUUAUGCGCUUGGUAAAAUAAAAAAAAAAAAAAAAAAUUCUCAGCUCUCCUUUGAGAAUUUUUUCUUUGCGAAUUUUCGCUUCUCCAUAAUUUUCAAUUUUUAUACGAUUUUUACACGAAUGAACUCGAGAUGGACACGCUGGAUCAUUUCUAGUCACGUUGUCGUGUUGGUAGAAUUUUAAACAUGAACAAAGACACGCGUAAGUCAGAUUUGACGUCGAAGAUUGUGAAAAGUGGAAAAUAUUAAUUCCUAGGCGAAUAGGCGAUCGCUAUGUACAGCCGUUUUUGCUAUUCUACAUAGGAUAUAUUCUCAACGUUCUCAAAACGAAAUAAUACGAUCGAUGGUGCGCUUCGUGUGAUCGUAGAAAUGUUUAGUGACUUAAAAUAUUCACAUUUCGCGAUUAAAAUCGUUGACGUUAGGAUGAAUCUCAUGAAAAAUCUCGAAUCUAUGUAUUUUUUUGGUUCAAUAACGAAAAAAAAUGACAAUUGCAUAAUUGACCACAUAAAUCGCAUGCUCAAUAUUAACAAUGCGAAUAAUAAUGACAAUUAUAAUAAUCAUAAUUAUAAUAGGCCACGAGGCUUUUGCUACGAAAAAAGCGUGAGAAAGCGUCGAGAAAUUUCGUUCUCGAGUAAUUUUAUUUGUGCCCAACGCGUUACCGGCAAUUUUUCCGAUGGAAACUAAUGCCCACGAUCCCUACAGGAUAAUAAUAAUCUCAUAGCGCCGAGCCAUUUUGUACGUAUUCUUGUUUGUUACAGCGAAGAAAGAAAGCAAGAAAAAAUGUAAACAAUAAUACUGCGAUAUUGCUGCUACCGCUC